AUGGACGCGGACACGUUCAACCAAAACUUUAUUUAAAAAUAGUUCGCACAAGUGAGGGGGGGGGGCAGCAGUUCGGUAAAUCCGAAGUCUGAGUUACGGAAGUUGUAGUUUGUAAUUUAAAACCGGUCGGAGGGAACACGUCGGCUCCUGGAAAGCGGGGAGCUGGAGAAGCGCCGGAGGAGGGAGCGCAGAGGGGGGAGACGAGACGGCAGGAGACCCCGCGCUCCGGAGUGCUGACGCGUCCAGCUGCUCGUCCAGCUGCCCGCCCGGGAAGGACACUGUUCGGCAGGCGAGCCGACCGAGUCGUGCGGAUUUCGCUCAGGGGAACCACGAUGCUGCUGUGGCUCCUCGUUUUCGCGGCCCACGCGGCGAGGGUCGACUCCUAUUUUUCGGAAGAGAAACAGCCCGAGGAGUCGAAGAUGCAGGCGCCCACGGUCGUGGUGGCCAUUAUCGCCCGGAACGCGGCGCACUCGCUGCCCUACUACUUGGGAGCGCUGGAGAGGCUCGACUAUCCGAAAGAGCGCAUCUCCAUAUGGGCGGCGACGGAUCACAACUCGGACAACACCACGGCCAUCCUGCGGGAGUGGUUGACCGUCAUGCAGAAGUUCUAUCACUAUGUGGAGUGGAGGCCUAUGGACAAGCCCGUCUCAUACCCGGGGGAGAUGGGGCCCAAGCACUGGACCAAUGGUAGGUAUGAAUACAUCAUGAAGCUCAAACAGGCUGCGCUCAACUUUGCCAGGAAACGUUGGGCGGACUACAUCCUGUACGCUGACACAGACAACAUUCUGACCAACCCGGAUACACUCAAGCUCAUGGUGGCAGAGAACAAGUCUGUCAUUGCACCCAUGCUGGACUCCCAGACUGCUUACUCAAACUACUGGUGUGGAAUUACUCCCCAGGGCUACUACCGGCGUACUGCUGAGUACUUUCCCACCAAGCGCAGGCACCGAAAGGGCUGUUUCCCCGUCCCCAUGGUGCACUCGACCAUGCUGCUUGAUCUGCGGAAGGAGGGCAUGAAGAAACUGGCUUUUCACCCCCCUCACCGGGACUAUUCAUGGCCCUUUGAUGACAUCAUUGUUUUUGCUUUCUCCUGUCGUGCAGCCGAGGUUCAGAUGUAUUUGUGCAACAAGGAGCGUUAUGGGUACAUCAACGUCCCGGUGAAGCCGCACCAGACCAUCGAAGAUGACCGCAUCAACUUUGUCCAUCUCCUACUUGAGUCGAUAAUUGAUGGGCCGCCAAUGUACUCCUCUCAGUAUAUACAAGUGCCCCCGAAACAGGCAGAUCUCAUGGGCUUUGAUGAGGUGUAUCUCAUAAACCUACACCGCCGCCCCGACCGGCGGGAAAGGAUGCUAUGGUCACUGUAUGAACUAGAAAUUGACGUGAAGGUGGUGGAUGCUGUUGAUGGAGGGGCUCUCAACAGCAGCGAUAUCAAACUCCUGGGUGUUGACCUGCUUCCAGGCUACUAUGACCCGUUCUCUGGACGCACUCUGACCAAGGGGGAGGUGGGAUGCUUCCUCAGCCACUACUACAUCUGGAAAGAGAUUGUGGACAUGCAGCUGGACAAGGCGCUGAUCUUUGAGGAUGACGUUCGUUUCCAGGGCAACUUUAAGCGGCGGCUGCUCCGCCUAAUGGAGGAGGUACAGCAGGUGGAGCUGGAUUGGGACAUCAUAUAUCUGGGCCGGAAGCAGGUGAAGCCAGGCGACGAGCAUCCCGUGGAGAACGUGAGGAACCUGGUGGCGGCAGACUACUCCUACUGGACGCUGUCCUAUGCCAUCUCCCAGCAGGGGGCCCAGAAGCUCAUUAACGCGGAGCCGCUCUCCAAGAUGCUGCCCGUGGAUGAGUUCCUGCCCAUCAUGUAUGACAAGCACCCAAAUGAGAAGUACAAGGUUCACUUUCCGAAUCGAAAUCUACAGGCAUACUCCACACACCCCUUGCUGGUGGAGCCCUGCCACUAUGCAGGGGACCCCGAGUGGGUGAGCGACACGGAGACUUCGACUCUGUGGGACAACGAUUCCGUGCGGACGGAUUGGAGCGGCUCCUACAAGACCCUGAAGGGUUCACCUCCCCCUACUGGGCUUCAGAGUGCCUACCGGGAUGAGCUAUAGCGUGAUCAUUGACCGGGGGGCCCUUAGAUAUCAGGCCUCCUUGGCAACAACCUGGCAGUAUGCCAGCAGACAGGAGCAUUCAGGUCCCCUGUCUUGGUUAACAUGGAAGCUGGCAAACCUUGAUAAUGAAGAGACUCCAUGUUUUCUGGACCGUUUACAGGUGCCAACAGUCAGGCAAAACACUAGUCUGGAACCAAGCAUGUGUGUGCGUGUUUCACCAUGUCUUGGAAUAUUAUAAAUAGUGCAGUCAUGUAUUCAUUUCCUUAGCUUAUGUGAUUACUAUUUCGAGGCAAUGUAUCAUUGCCCAUGAUGCCCCCUGUGCUCAUCUCACUGUUACCUGUAUUUGUGUUGCUCUCCGUUUCUGUUCACUGAUUUCUGAGAUUGGAGGCACUUGACCGAGGGACAAUGUUAACAAGAAUUCACCAGCUAAAGAUGUUGCUGUGCUUGGUGACAUACUCCAUGGACAUUUGACUAAGUGAGUAUCCUCUCACUGUAAUGAAAAUCUAGUAACUUGGUGAUCAGGUGGAACCGAAUUGUCGGUUUCCUGUCAGGAAUGCUUUCAGUACUGCCUCCAGUCUGUGCAGGGGAGUUUUUGUUAUUGCUGUUUUUUGCCUAUUAUUGCUGUGGCUGGCAUUAUUAUUUUUAUCAUUUUUUCUUUUGAUGCAUUGUGAAAUCAUGUAAUCAAAUUUUGUGAAGCAUUAUUUUGUAUCUCUAAAGGUCAUUUUUGAUGGUAUAAUUAAAAAUUAAUAUAUUUACAAUAUACAGUAGGAUUAUUGUUGAUUUACUGCCAUUACUUGAACAAUGUUAAUUUAAAGCAUGUUUUCAGCAAAUUGCCUUUUUUUAAGAAGAUGGAGA
Scleropages formosus (Asian bonytongue) is the source of this 2960-nucleotide messenger RNA. RefSeq names its product cerebral endothelial cell adhesion molecule (gene cercam). The transcript has 12 exons. Lineage: Eukaryota; Metazoa; Chordata; Actinopteri; Osteoglossiformes; Osteoglossidae. The record is from RefSeq and is a predicted model, not a curated record. Bases 333 to 2105 code for a protein of 590 amino acids.